AAUAACAACAACAACAGCUGCUUUUUGCAAAAUUUGCAAUAAAAUCAUAAAAUGAACGAGGAAAUUGACGAAUAUGAUAUUUAUCAUCAAGAUUUUACAACUAUUUCCGAGUGGGAAGUGUUUAUUGCCCGAAUAGAAGAAGUUUUAAAUGAAUGGCGAUUAUCUAAAGCUAAAAUUCCCAAAGGUAAUCUUGAAUACACAAAGAAAUGGGUCGGAAAAUCAGAGGAAAUUAAGUUUCAGAGUCUUAAUUUCACACUUUCAUAUCAUACAUUAGAAUGUGAAUUGAAUACGAAUCCUAUAAAAGAUAAUAAAGCUGCAGAGGGGGGUUGGAAACCAUCUACACAACUACAUAAUGGCAUUUGGGAAGCAACAAAGAACUUCAUGGAUGAUGAAGAUGGAAGUCCAUUCCCUGUAUCUCACUGGUAUGGUUUGAAACAAUAUCUGAUGCUAUACCCUAGCCAAUCACUAGUUGAGGAAAAUCAAAUCAAAUUAGUAAUGAGUUCAAUAAACAUUGCCUUUGCAAAUGUUGAUUGUGCAGUUCCGUUCUUUUUGAAAAUCAGAGAGCAUUGGCAGCAGUGCUUUCUAGGCAUUUACGAGGAUAGUGAAUUUAAAACUAGUUUUGAUACAAUACAUUUGAAACGGAUACCUAAUCAAUGUUCACACUUGAAUGGCCUUGCAAACCUGUUUAAGGGAAAAAUAGCUUCACCAGUCUCGCUGGAGCCGGUGCUGAUGUCUGCCAAGUUUUCUUAUGAACUAAAAGACCUAGAACCAUUUGUUUGGAGACCUCCCUCUCAGACUAAUGAGUUCCUAUCCAUAGAUGGGUUUGAUGUUGAAAAGCUGAUUGAGUUACCAUUCGGAGCUGAAAAAAAUCCUAUCCAGAGUGCCUUGUUGAAUGUCAUGUGGCCCCGUUUCCUUGAAAAUGCUGUCAUAGACUCUGCCUCAUACUCAGACUUUGAUCCUUUGAUGGCUCCAACAUGGACAAUUACUAUCAAGCUCAGAGAAAACAUAAACUGCCUCCUGUCUGACUUGGUAGGAAAGAUGCUAGAUCUGCUGGAUGACAAUCAUCUAUUGAUGGACACACUGGGCCUAAGUAGAAGCCUGGGCAUACUGAACCCUCUGCACAAGAUCACUGAAGCCCCUAUAACAAUUUCUAAGCUGGUGAGAGCUGCCAUGGGUUCCACUUCAGUGUCGGAGUUCAAAGGACCAAUACCUGAUGAUCUGUUAAUGUCUCUCUUGUACUACAUUUUCCCUGAUGCUGUUGAUGAUGACUCCCACAAGUAUCCAGAGGACUUGCAAGUGGAAAUGAAACAGAGUGACCAGGAGCCCAAACUCUGCAGCGCCGUCAAGUGGAGCCCGGCGGGGGGGCUGGUGCGGCGCGUGUCGCUGGUGGCAGCGCGGCUACUGGAGGCCGGCGGGCUGCCCUACCUGGCGCACCUGUGGUACGAGUUCACCCAGGAGCUGCAGUACCGCUGGGAGCGGAGGAUACGAGUGCCCGGCGUGGCGGCGGGCCCGCCCGGCGCGCGCUCCUGCCUGCUGCAUCAGAAGCUGCAGCUGCUGAACUGCUGCAUCGAGCGCGCGGGGGUAGAAGCGGGCGCGGGGGGCAGGGAGGGGGCCGGGGGGGACUCCGACGACGAGUUCUACGACUGCUCGGAGGAAGAGGGCGAGGACGAGGCCUGCGAGCGCCCCGCCGCCGCCGGCCGCCAGGAGCGGCUCGACGAUGCCGUCAUGAAGAACGGCGCGCCUCUCUACAUUCCCAAAACACAGGAGCCGCCGCCGCGCACGGAGGACCAGGUGGCGGAGGACGCGGCGCUGCUGGAGGCGCAGGGCGGCGGCGCGCGCGGCUCCGCGCUGCGGGCGCGCCUGCUGUCCGCCUCGCUGCUGUCCGACAUGGAGGCCUUCAAGGCGGCCAACCCCGGCGCCGAGCUGUGCGACUUCUGCCGCUGGUACUCGCCGCGCGACUGGCGGCCCGAGGGCGGCGGCGCGCUGGGCGAGCGCAUGCUGCUGCCCGGCAACCCCUGGAGCGAGGCCUGGGCCGUGGCGCGCCCCGUGCCCGCCGCGCGCCAGCGCCGCCUGUUCGACGAGCAGCGCGAGGCGCAGCAGCUGCUGCAGUGGCUGCGCGCGCGCACCGUGGCGGGCGUGGCAGAGCUACUGCUACCAGGCGUUCUGCGUGCGGGUGCAGCGCGGGCGACGGCAGCGGGUGCCACGGGGGGCGCGGGGGCGGCGGGCAGUCAUGCGCGGCGCGUGCUGGUGGCGGCGGCGCGCGAGCUGGCCGAGGCGGAGAAAGCGGCGGCGCGGGCGGGGACGGCGCGCGCGGUGCUGGGCGGCGCGGCGGAGGGCUGCCCGCUGGAGGCGGCGGCGCGCGCGCGGCUGCUGGCGGCGGCGGGCGGCGCGUUGCCCCCCCCUGCGCGGCGCGAGUUCUCCCUGCGCGUGCGCGGCGCGGGGGGCGCGGGGGGCGGUGCGGGGGGCGCGGGGGCCCCGCACGUGCUGCGCGCGGCUCUGCGGCAGGACCUGCUGCUGGCCGGCUGCUUCACGGAGGCGGCGGUGCUGCUGUAGCUCUCUCUGGUCUUCCACAUUGUGUGCUCAUCGUCGGCGGAACUCUUCGCUGACAGUGCAAUAAUUGUUAAGUUUGUUACAUUCGUGAAGUUUAUUAGAUAGGUAGGCUUAAUUUUUUACACGGUUUUCAUGGUGCAGAUCAGAUCUUAUGAUGUUGCUAGAUUGUACAAUACAAAUACACACAAUAAUUUUAUGUUGAGAACCUAUGAAUUUUAACCACUAAUGUACUAUUAUUACGUCAAUUCGCUGCCACUGCUAGAUUCUUAUUAGGUACGUUUAUUUAGAUAAUGCACUGCUAUCUCAGGUUACCUCCUAAACAUAACUUACCAUAAGUCAUACAUAAAACAUAAUACCUAAAUAAAUGACUAAUAACUAGUAUUGUUUAUCGAAGCCAAUAAGAUAAGAACACCACGCAAUAACCGAAUGAUUUUAUACCAUUUAAAAAAAGAGACUUGCAAAUGAUUUUAUAGCGUCAAACGAAGUCAUUUCUGACACAAAGAGUCGAAACUCGUGUGUUGCUAUCCAAUGUAUUUAUUAUUAUUACAGGGUGCUCUAAAAGUGGUAUAGUAAACCGUAAGUGGGGAUAAAAAAUAUAUUUUCAGAGUUGAGUCACCUUGUUUCAGUUACAAUACCCUUUUUUAACACCCAUAAAUUAUUCCACGAGCAUUUACUAUCGUGUACUCUAUCUAAUACUAACCUUUUUCAUUGUUUAAUCGCGCUAGAAUGUUUGUCAAUUUCCUCGAUUCUAAAUUAAUGUAACAUUAAAAAGUUUGCCUUAUAUAAGUGUACCUAUUAGAAAUAUCAUUAAAAUAAUAUACUGAUGAAUUCGCUCAAAAAUAA
This is a messenger RNA of Plutella xylostella (diamondback moth), 3393 nucleotides long. It is a transcript of the gene Rab3GAP1, whose product is annotated as RAB3 GTPase activating protein subunit 1. Gene Ontology annotation, molecular function: GTPase activator activity. Gene Ontology annotation, biological process: positive regulation of GTPase activity. NCBI's taxonomy places the organism in Eukaryota, Metazoa, Arthropoda, Insecta, Lepidoptera, Plutellidae. The record is from RefSeq and is a predicted model, not a curated record.